Messenger RNA from Penicillium bovifimosum, 762 nucleotides. RefSeq names its product alpha/beta hydrolase. Bases 1 to 762 code for a protein of 253 amino acids. Gene Ontology annotation, cellular component: cytoplasm. Gene Ontology annotation, biological process: protein depalmitoylation. Gene Ontology annotation, molecular function: carboxylic ester hydrolase activity; palmitoyl-(protein) hydrolase activity. Lineage: Eukaryota; Fungi; Ascomycota; Eurotiomycetes; Eurotiales; Aspergillaceae. The record is from RefSeq and is a predicted model, not a curated record. The transcript has a single exon.
AUGCACACCAAAACCCCCACGCCAUCCGACUUCCCCUCCGAACUCACCGUCACAAUAACACCCGCACCACCAUCCUCCUCCCCCUCCACAACCCCCUCCCCAAACAUCCUCCUCCUCCUCCACGGCCUCGGCGACACAGCCACAGCCUUCACAAAAUUCGGCCAAGCCCUCCACCUCCCCGAAACAACCAUCAUAACCAUCCAAGGCCCCUCCCCCCUCCCCUUCGACCUAGGCGGCUACCACUGGGGCGACGACGUCUCCUUCGACUCCGCGACCGGCACAUUAGACAUGGACGCCGGCCUAACGCGCAGCACAAAGAUCCUCACCGAGCUAGUCCGCAGCACGCUAGUCCGAAAAUGCGGCUACGCACUGCGCGAGAUCAUGGCGCUGGGUUUCGGACAGGGCGGGAUGGCUGCGCUGGCGCUGGCGCGUGAGCUCGGGUUGAAGGAUAGUGGCGAGGAGGUCGGUGCUUUGUCCGGGGUUAUUUCCAUUGGGGCGCCGUAUGCGUUGUCUGGGUCAAGGGCUGGGGAGAAGAGUCGCUCGCCUGUGCUGCUGGUUUCGGGGAGGGAUUCGACGGUUGUUUCGGAUGAGGCGGUGCGCAGGACGAAGCAGGUUUUUGAGUUUGUGGAGGUUAGUCGGUAUGCGAGGAAGGGGGAUGGGAUGCCGAGUAGUCGCGAGGAGAUGUUGCCUGUUAUGCAGUUCUUUGCGCGCAGGUUGCGGAGUAGGCAGGGUGUGCCCGAGGGGAGUAUUGAGAUUAGUUAG